GUCGUUCACUGUUCAUUGGCUGAAUGUGUUUUGUGACGUCAGAUGCGCAGAACAAACCUAAACUCGGCCGCCAACAUAUACGACCCACACUUUAGGUGAUGGAGAAUAAAAUGAGGGUUGAUGCUGUGAGUGUAAGAGAAUGCAAUGGCAUAGCUUACUUGAUCUAAUGAUAUAAAGGUAUCAUACUGAACUAACUUUGAUAGAGAGCCUUGGAAGUCCGAUAUCAUAAAUAAAUUUUUGCAGUAGUUUAUUUUUAUUUGUACACAUACACCUUCAAAUACUUCCUUCUGAAGCUGUGACUUGGCUGAUCUAUCAAGGUUAUCCUUAGGCAUUUCAUAGCCCAGUUCAAUAAGUGAAAGAUUAGUCCUGCAAAUGAUAAUACUCAACCACACUGAGCUUGUAUCAUGGACAAAUAUACAUACAAGGAGAGGACGCCUAUCCAUCAUUGCCGAAUUCGUCCAAAUUCGUGGUACAUGUUGGGCGAGGUGAGACAUAAAAGUGCCCCAAGUGGGAACUUCAGAUGGCCAACUGUUUAGGAAAUAAAAGGUUUUUGAUAUGGAUCUAUCACCCUGCGCACCUUAUCGAUUGUCACUGUGAUACUGUGUUCAGGAAGUGAUGUUUGGUUAAGCAGUAAGAGAACAGAUUCAUAUUGAAAGGGUUGUCGGUUCGACUCUGGCCAGUGGCAAGUAUUUUUGUGGUCCUUGGCAACGCGUACAUUUCUGACGUCACAAUUAACCGCACCAUCAUAUAGGUUAUUUUGCAUUUCUAUUUGCACAUCAUCAGCAUGGGACGUCAGUCUUUCAAAAAAGCGCAUUAUCUUGCAAACUUGGAGUUGUCAACAGUCCAUAAGGUGCAAACAUGAAUAAUCAUAUACAGUGAGUUUAUUUUGACCUCGGUGGUGCUGUCGGCACAAACACCCCUGACAAUGCCAGGCUGAACGACAGGCAGAUAUACAGAGGUCGCUACCAGACAACAGAUCACCACCAUCAUACAUUCAGGUUCCGUGUACAUACUGUGCUGCUGAUUGUAUACUGUGCUAUGAGCACUGGACUCUUGCUCGUGGAUACUUGUUGUGGUCAUGGUGAUUUUCAUGCUUAUUAUGACGGUGCUUUGAACAGGUAUCGCUGUUUGUGUUGUGAACUUUGCCAUUGUCAUAUCCAUUAAUUGUCAGACAAUGUCUUGUCUUGUAUUGAUUUACAGUAGUUAAGGGACAACACUAGCCGGGUAACUCGUUCACCUGCUUGCUCUUGACCAGGUAAUGUUAAUAUUGCGAGAUUAGUGUGUGAAUAUUCUGGGAAUUAUCGCAAUCAUUGCAGACAAAACAACUGUACCUGAGAACAAUGGAGGAAAAUACUGUGGAAAGAUCGAAAAUGUCAGACAAAAGUGAAAAUCAUAACAUGCCUCGAACAUCGGUAGAUAAAGAAAAGAAGCCAGAAGAUAAUAGCCUCCACAGCGUUGCAUCAGAGCGACGAUUGAAGACUGUGCUGGAUUUACGUGUACAGCAUUUGAUCGAAGAGGAUCUGACCACAUUAGGAAGUUCCACAGUAAUAACCAAAGAACACAUUCAAAUGGCAAAUAAAAUACACCAGAAAAUACUUGACAUUUUGUCAGAAUAUACAUUCUUGUGCGAUCAAGAGUUGAUUCGAUGCGACGACAUUUCCAAAGAAUGUGAAUAUGCAGACAUGAAGGGUGGCAUUACAUCAGGUGAUGACUACGAAUCCAAUCUUAAAAAAUGAAAGAAGAUCCAGAAUCUGUUCCACUGGAUUACAAAAUAAUGAUGGUUGAUCUUGCAAAAACACGUCCAAAGUGGAAGUUGAAGAGUCUGCAAACAGAAGGUGCAUCUCGCUUGAAGCAUAUGCAGGAUUUGAAAAUUUGGGAAGAACAUAUUAAACAGGGUGAAACUCGGAACAACAAAUAUCACAUAAUUUAUUCCUGGUCAUAUGAUCACUUCGUAGAAGCGUGGAGCUGUAACCAACAAGUCACUACUAGAAACUUGCAACAAUGGGCAUUUGCUGCUGUGAUACAGUUUCCAGAUAGGAAAUUGAAAGCUUCAGGAACUUGGGUCAAGGGGUUUAAAGAAAGACAUAAAAUUGAACAGAGAAAGGUUACAAAAUUUGUAUCGGGAAGAGAGACUGCUACUACUGAGGAAACACCUGCUGUGGCAGAGAAUUUUCGUCACCAGACUCGAGCUCUUAUCCCCAACUACAACUACUUUGUUAUCUACACCAAUCAGGCAGGCUGCCAGCAUCAGUCGACAUAUGACCGAACCCUAGAACACCAAGGGUCAAAAGAGGUGUGUGUGUGAAAUGAAAGGAUAUGAACAAAGUAACACACUCCUAUACAGCACAAUAUGCUAUGAGCCAUUAAGGAAAACUAUUACCACAUGUUUACAUUGGCUACAGGAGAGUACUGGCCCUUUUGGACUGAGUAUUAAAAAAUUAGUAGGUGUGUAUGCAGCAAAAUAUACGAAUGUUAUAAUCACUUCUUCAAAAUCCGGUAAACUGACAACAGACUUGCACAAAAAAUAUUCAACUGAUGUGAUGAAGCCCUACAUAGAAGAGAAUAAAUGUCUUGACUUGUGGGAAGAACAAAGAAGUCCACAAAUCUACAACGAACUGUUCCAAGAUGAAUACAGAUUGCCAACGUGCAGUACCAAAGCAAUUCCCCCCAAAUGUACGCCACUAGUGCAAUCCUGCGAUGUAUAUUUUUAUCAUCAGGUAAAAAAAAUCUAAUAAAAAAAAUAUCAAAACUGCACUUACCUCGUUGACGAAGAAGAAGAAAUCACAUCCUGAGAAUCUUGCAUCAAACUACAUUCCAUUGUAGAUCACCAGCUAUCCUCGCACGUAUUCAAUGACAUACUGUAUUAUGUGUGGUUCACUGCUGGACUGUGCAAUGAAAGAAGCUGUUUUCAGAAUGUCACUCAAGUUUGUUUUUCAGUGGACACAUUAAAAAAAGCUAUGUCACUGUUAAAAUGCAGUGUUUAUACGGUGCACAAG
Schistocerca americana (American grasshopper) is the source of this 2996-nucleotide messenger RNA. RefSeq lists its product as uncharacterized. NCBI's taxonomy places the organism in Eukaryota, Metazoa, Arthropoda, Insecta, Orthoptera, Acrididae. The record is from RefSeq and is a predicted model, not a curated record. The coding region runs from base 1733 to 2305 and encodes 190 amino acids. The transcript is spliced from 2 exons.